Messenger RNA from Pantherophis guttatus, 3985 nucleotides. It is a transcript of the gene SEMA6B, whose product is annotated as semaphorin 6B. Gene Ontology annotation, molecular function: chemorepellent activity; semaphorin receptor binding. The record is from RefSeq and is a predicted model, not a curated record. Gene Ontology annotation, biological process: semaphorin-plexin signaling pathway; axon guidance; neural crest cell migration. Lineage: Eukaryota; Metazoa; Chordata; Lepidosauria; Squamata; Colubridae. Gene Ontology annotation, cellular component: plasma membrane.
GCCUCUGCUGCUCCCCCCUUGAUCUUCCCUACCUAGCAGCUGAAAGAAACCCAAGAAGGGGUGGGGAAGGGGAGGGAGCCCUCCAGAAUCAUCUUAAGACCCCUCCUCAUGCACAAACACUAACCCCCCCAGCCCCCCCUUCCCUCCCCCAGAGGGUGCUUUGCUUUUAUUUUAAUUUGAUUUCAUUUUUUUGCAAUGGCAUGAUAACCGAGUUGGCAGCGAGUUGCUGGGAAGGAGGAGCAGAGGAGGAGGAGGAGAGGGGGGGAAAUAGAGGAGGGGGCGUUUGCUUUACAUUUCUUUCCCCCCUCCCCUUGUUCUCUAACCCGGGUUGAGCCCCGCUGUUGUCUCUGGGACGAUCGCAGACAAGCCAUGUGAAGGCUUGAGGACAGGUGGAAAGGGAGGAGGGGAGGGGGGGCGAAAGAGAGAGAGGGGGGGAUAGGGAGGAGGAGGAGGAGGAGUCCUCCGCGGAUCCCCCCCCUCUCCUUUCCCUUCCUUCCCCUUCCCCUCCUCUCCCCUCCCCUCAAAAGGCUUCGGAGAGUUUGGGGAAACGAGCCAUCCGACUGCAACGCCACCAGAUUUCAAACCCUCUCGGGGAAGAUCUCCGGAAAGCGAGUCAAAGUUUUCAGGGGUGCGAAGGGCACGCCGCACGGACGCCAUGAGCCCCGCCUGCCUGCCUCUCGUCUUCCUACUGCUGCUAGAGAGGACGUCUCGUGCCCACUUCCCCGAAGAAUCUGGGCCCAUCAGCAUUGCUCUGGACGACUACGUGAAGCAAUAUGCGGUGUUCGUGGGCAACGGACUCGGCCGGUUUGCCGGCCAAGACGGCGGGGCCGAGCGCCUCCAUAUUCAACGGAUGCUGACCAUCAACCGGACUCUGUUUAUCGGAGAGAGGGAUAAUUUAUACCGGAUCAGCUUGGAAUCUGCUACGGCCGGAGAGAUGCGGUACCAUCGGAAAAUGACCUGGCGAUCGAAUAAACACGACAUCAACAUCUGUCACAUGAAGGGAAAACACGAAGCAGAAUGCCGGAAUUUUAUCAAAGUGCUGCUUCUACGCAACGACAACGUGCUCUUUGUGUGCGGGACGAAUGCCUUCAACCCCGUUUGCUCCGAUUACAGUAUGGACUAUCUGGAACCAAUGGGGGACAAUAUCAGCGGCAUGGCCAGGUGCCCUUACGAUCCCAAGCACGCCAACGUUGGCCUCUUUACAGGAGGGAUGCUGUUCACAGCCACGGUGACGGACUUCCUGGCCAUUGACGCUGUGAUUUACCGCAGCCUGGGAGACAGCCCGACCCUGCGCACGGUGAAGCAUGACUCCAAAUGGUUUAAAGAACCCUACUUUGUCCACACUGUGGAGUGGAAGAACCACGUCUACUUCUUCUUCAGAGAGAUCGCGAUGGAAUUCAACUACUUGGAGAAGAUGGUAGUUUCCAGAGUGGCUCGAGUUUGCAAGAACGACAUGGGGGGAUCUCAGCGGGUCUUGGAGAAACAGUGGACGUCCUUCCUCAAGGCUCGUCUGAAUUGCUCCGUCCCAGGAGACUCUCACUUCUACUUCAACGUCAUCCAGUCGGUCACGGACAUUUUGGAGAUCGAGGGGAGGCCAAUGGUGCUGGCCGUCUUCUCCACACCCACCAACAGCAUUCCUGGCUCAGCCGUCUGCGCGUACGACAUGGCCCAAAUUGCAUCCGUUUUCGAAGGUCGCUUCCGAGAACAAAAAUCUCCCGAAUCCAUUUGGACUCCGGUCCCGGAAGAGCUGGUUCCCAAACCACGACCAGGUUGUUGUGCGGCGCCUGGAAUGCAGCACAAUUCCUCCAGUCUUUUUCCCGACGAGAUCCUGAACUUUGUCAAGACGCAUCCCCUGAUGGACGAGUCGGUCCCAUCAUUGGGCAACGCCCCUUGGAUCAUCCGGAGUGUGGCUCGGUACCAACUCCGGAAGAUUGUGGUGGACAACGCAGCCGGACCGGGUCGGAAUUACACCGUCGUCUUUCUGGGCUCCGAUUCGGGAACCGUCCUGAAAUUCCUCAUCCGCGCCAACCUCAGCGCCAGCUCAUCUCCCGCCCGAGCCAGUAGCCACAGCUUGCUGCUGGAGGAAUUUGAGACCUACCCCAGUGACAAGUGCGGGAAGGACGCAACAGGCGAACGGAAACUGCUGAGCAUGGAGCUGGAUAAGGCUACGGGAUCGCUGCUGCUGGCCUUCCCCCCCUGCGUCGUGCGGGCCCCCGUGGCCAGGUGCCACCAGCACUCCACGUGUAUGAAGAAUUGUUUGGCCAGCAACGAUCCGUACUGUGGCUGGACGCCUGAAGGGUCUUGUAUUUUUGUGGAACGCAACACCAGGCUGGCGUUUGAACAAGAUAUCGGUGGCAUCAAGACCUCUUACCUCGGUGACUGUGAAGGCCUGGUGACGGAAAGCUUUGUGGAUGAACCUAACGGGCUGGUGUCCGUCAACUUGCUGGUCAUCUCUUCUGUGGCGGCCUUUGUCAUCGGAGCGGUGAUCUCAGGCUUUAGCGUGUGCUGGUUCAUCGGACAUCGAGACCGUAAGGAACUGGCCCGCCGCAGAGACAAGGAAAACAUCCUCGCGCAUGGCGAAUCCGUGGUCAGCGUCAGCCGGCUGGGAGAUCGGCGUUCCCGGGGACCCGGUGGCCAACCGGAGAACUUGUUGGCUCCACUCAUGCAGAACGGGUGGCCCAAAGGACUGAUUAAGAUGGGCCAGCAUGACCUCGAUUCAGGGGUACUCCCCACUCCGGAGCAGACCCCCUUGCAACAAAAGCGGUACCCCAAGCCGUGCAGCUGGGAAUACAGCCACAAUCUCAUCAACGCUUCCCUGCGCGGAGGAGAACCGCCAUCCUCGGUUAUCCUUCUCCACGCGGGACAUACCCCGGUGCCGUCGCACCUGAGUUCCGGACGAGUCAUCCCCAUUUCCUGCCAGUCCGUGUUGAUGGACCAAGAACUGGACAGCGAAGGAGCAGACCUCUCGCUAGACAUGCGUUAUCUCCCGGUUAGCGGUGGCGAGGGACCGAGAAGUAUCCAAUCACAUCCAGGCCCGCUGACCCAUCGACCUUGCGGGACUCGGAGCUCGUACGGCAGCGAGCUGCCGAUCACGCCGCACGACAGCCCGGAUCGGCGGCGGGUUGUAUCCGCUCCAACCGGGGACACAGGCAAUCAGUGGAAUCCCGAGAAGCUGAACUUCAAUAGUAACAGCACGGGCAGCAAAGGAAGCGCUCACCUCAGGCGCACCCACACGUUCAACAGCGGGGAAGGUCAGACCACCCACGCCCGAGCCCAGCGGACAUCGACGCCGGGACCUCAUCACACCCUCACAGACUACAGUCAUCUCUUGAAAUACAGUGGCGCAGAGAGGACUCCGUCUUCGGUCAAAUAGGGCUGGUCAGGGUUGUGUGGCUUGGCUUGGUAACCUUCUUCCUCACACGAGGGGUGGGGUUUUGCUGCAGAGAGGAAGAGGAAGAGGAGGAGGAGGAGGAGGAAGAGCAAAGCAGGAAAACGACAGUGAGAGAUGCUUGAUUCCCCCGUAGGUGGUCUGGAGGGACCGGAAUGCCCCACUUCCCAAGCGUUCCAGAUCUGCGCGAGAUACAAAAAAAAAGAAGGUUCUUUUCUUCGUGUGUGUAUGUGUGUUUUUGGGGUUCUCUUCAUCCUGGCGCUUCCUCAUUGGAUUCUUCCUUGCCUUUGCAAAACUCCUCCUCCUCCCUGAGGGGGUGGGCAGGCAGGGGCAGGCCCGGGCACUGCCCCCACCCACCCGCGUGUGGGCAAAGGUACUGUCGGUAAGUCAGGAAGGAACAGCGAUCGUGAAACGAGUUGCAACGAUUAUCUGCUGCUAAGGAAAAAAGGAACAGGACGGCUGCACAACGCAUUGGGGGUGGCCCUCCUGGUUUCUUUACUCAUUCUCUCUUCCCCACCCGCCUUUUAUUUUUAUUUUUGGCUCUGGAAGGGUGGGGGGGGUUCUGUUUCAGACUGUGAAAGAGUUCUCCGAAAAUUA